UGGUCAGGGGGGAAAGGGGGAAGUUGCCCAAGUAUUUGAGCCCAAUGUUGGGGAUGCGGCUGGAUUCUCUGACUCUCUCUUCUUGUCUGCCAGAAUCCUCAGAUCUCCAGUCAAUAUGGUGGACCCGGACAUCAUUGCGUGGGUAUAUCCGGUGGGCGAGGCUCAGAAGGUGGACACGGUGCGGUAUGCGACGCACACGGUCGUGAAGAACAAGCGGUCCCGCCCGCCCAGGCGGCAGCGGCGGCCCGAGGCCCUGGCGCCCGCACUGUUGGCCAGGAGCGCCCGCGAAACGACGCCGCCGCCGCCGGCCAAAAGCGACCAGGAACUGGAAUACCUGCCCUAUCUGGAACUCAGGUUCAGCGACGGCCCUCGUACCUCAGCAGGCUUCAUUUUUGGAAAGGAUCCCGACCUCAGCGACAUCCUCCUCCCCAGCAUCCAAGGGAUCAGCCGGCGGCACUUCGCGCUAACGUUCAGGAACGACUUCGAAGAUGGCCGUUACCGUCUCGUCGUCCGAGACCUCGGUUCGACGAAUGGAACUACGGUCGCGUAUGACGGACAGGGCAAGCAGUGUCGGAGCAAUUGUGACUGGAUCAUUUCCGGGUUCGAAACUCCCGACACGACUCAAAAACUUGAGGUCGAGCUCCGCGGGGGCGGCCACAUGACACGCAUCAUAUUCCGAGUCGUGGUUGCGCGCCACGAUCUCACUUCGCCGGUGUACAUCAAAAAUGUCGAGCGAUUCCUCCACGGAGCGGCCGUCUCAGACGUCCUCUUCGGUGCGCCUCGUCUCCAAAGUGUCGACGCCAACAAGUUCCACACUGCUGCCCCCACGCCGACGAACCAGCCGUUCCUUCUUCUCAAGCGAGGAGUGAUUGGGACCGGCGGAUUUGGAGAUGUGAUCCGACUCUGGAAUGUCAGCACUGGAGAGGAGUACGCGUGCAAGAGGCCUAAUGGGUACGAGUACAGAAGAGAGGACUGGGAAAAGGAGAUCGCCAUCAUGAAGAACAUGCAGCAUGAGAACAUUGUACGGCUCUGCUUCGCGACUCUCUCGCCAGAGCCUCGCUUGUUUCUUGAGUACAUGGAGCUGGGAAACCUCUCGCUCGAGCACAAACGGUUGCCUUUCUCGCUCCAAGACUGCUGGGAUAUCCUACGCCAAAGCCUGUCGGCCUUGGUAUACCUUCAUUGUCGCCGCGAACCUAUUGCGCACCGAGAUCUCAAGCCGCAGAACAUACUCGUCAAGUCCAGGAAUCCCUUGCACGUCAAGUUGGCAGACUUUGGGCUCGCAAAGGCCGGCAGCCUGAAGACGUACUGCGGCACUGCGACCUAUCGCCCCCCCGAGAUACAGAUGGACAACGGCUCCCAACGGUAUACCGUGGCCGUGGACAUCUGGUCUCUGGGGGUCGUGAUCCUGCAGCUUGAAUAUGGUCUUCCCGCUCCUGGAUACGGGAGCACCAUGGCCUGGUGCGCAAGCAUCGUCAAGGAGGCUCGUACCUGGGAGUCGGAUGGCCUGAUCGAUAUCCUGCAGCGCAUGCUGAUCCUCGAACCCAACGAGCGAGCUACCGCAAAAGCUUGCCUAAGCGCAGUGGAGGCGCACUACGCAUGAACGCAAGCCCCUGAUGAAGCAGCGGGACAAGCGUUGUGCGUCGAGGGAA
Messenger RNA from Thermothielavioides terrestris NRRL 8126, 1649 nucleotides. RefSeq lists its product as uncharacterized. NCBI's taxonomy places the organism in Eukaryota, Fungi, Ascomycota, Sordariomycetes, Sordariales, Chaetomiaceae. The transcript is spliced from 2 exons. Gene Ontology annotation, cellular component: cytoplasm. The record is from RefSeq and is a predicted model, not a curated record. Gene Ontology annotation, biological process: protein phosphorylation. The coding region runs from base 116 to 1600 and encodes 494 amino acids. Gene Ontology annotation, molecular function: ATP binding; protein binding; protein serine/threonine kinase activity.